UACUUCUAACGGUUCGCAUGUUGCUUUGUCACGCGCGUCGCGAAAAUAAAGGCAGACAGGCCGUUUUAGUGAAUAGUAAAUGUGUCGUCUAACUUAAGUUACAAGUGCAAUAUUCACGUAAAAGUCGAAAGUUGAAAACGUGAUUAUUAAUAACAAAUGUGCACAACAACUUAAUAAGAGCACUUAAGUACACAUAAGCUGGCAAACCUGCAUACAAUUAUGUUUAUUAUAUAGUUAAGUGCAUACUUACUAAAGGACAUCAUCGAGUGAAAUUAAUUGUUGCUCCUCAACAAGCAAAUGCGGCAGGACUAAUUUAUUCACAAAUUUGUUAUUGUGCCACUACACAUGCCAACAGUGCAUACAAACAGCCAAACAAAUACAUUCAUAUAUACAUAUGUGCGCACGAUUGCCCUGAAUGUGUACAUACAUAAGUGCGUGAAAAAUAGUGUUAUGUAUUAAUUAUACACGCAUGUGUUAGUGGAAAAGGUGUGUGGGUUUGUAAGGUGGCAGCAAAAGCGAGCAGAAACAUGAGUUGUGAACAGCAUCAUCAGCAGCAAAGGCAUACACAUCAUCGUCAACAACAACAACAUCAUCCACAUUAUCACAGUCGACCGUAUCGUUGUGCGCAACAACAAUUACAAAGGCCAAAACACACACAUCAACAAUAUAGCCAAUAUCAAGAACAUCAUCAGCAACAACAACAACAACAACAGCAACAACACCUCAGUUGUUACACACAACAACCGCAUCAGCAAUAUCAGCUAUGGUUUAUUAUCUCUGUGAUAUUGUUCUUAAUCGACAUAUCCAACUCGCUCACGAUGACGGAAGUGAAAAUACCCAAUCAUAUAAUGCGUUUCAAGAGCGCCGAACUCGGCUGCCGUUACAACUUGGACGGCGAGUCAUUGUACUCAGUGAAAUGGUACAAGGAUGGGCAUGAGUUUUACCGUUAUGUGCCGCGCGAUAAACCGCCAGGACAAGCAUUUCCACUGCCCGGUGUCAAUGUAGAUGUUCGCAAUUCAUCAGAUACAAAAGUAACACUGCGGCGCGUCACACUGAUGUCGACUGGCCUUUACAAAUGCGAAGUUUCCGGUGAAGCACCAGCAUUCAACACAGUUUCCGAAUCCGAGACGAUGACCGUUGUCAUGACUCCCAACCAUGGUCCGAAAAUUAGCGGCGGAAAACCACGCUACCAAAUAGGAGAUGUUGUGCGCGUAAACUGCACCUCAGCGCCAUCCAAACCGGCUUGUCAUCUCAGCUGGCUCAUAAAUGGCGAACCGGCAAAUCGUUCGUAUCUCAGAACAUAUGAAAAGUAUGUAGUUGGACGUGAGGGACUCGAAAUAGCGCGUUUGGGCUUGGAAUUUCGUGUGAAGAGUAGCCACUUUCGACAUGGCGAUAUGAAAUUAAAGUGCGUGGCCAAAAUCUCCUCGCUGUACUGGCAGAGUAAUGAAGCAAGUGUGGAAAGUGAUCGACAGCAGCGUGCACCAGCGUUGGAAUCACGCGAAACAGUUGCAGCCAAAUCGCGUGCACAUGGUUCCUCAUCGGCAAAGCCACUUUCUCACACAACAUUACAACAACUACAAUUGGCAACACUAUUGAGCUUAUUAACGGCAUUUAGUACUGCAAACUACAGCAUAACUUUAAGAUAACUAAUUUAAAUAAUAAAUUCCGUACUAAACUGUGUAGGUGACAGUAACACUAACACCUGAAAGGAAAGUGAACAAACCAACGUUGUCAUUAAUAGCAACGGUAAAAAUAAAUUAAAAAGGACACAUAUCCUAUGCCAAAUUCAAAAUCCUGCAUUUAGUUGUUAGUCUUAGAUUUAUGCAAAAACUAAAGAGAAAAAAAUUAAAAAAAAACUUAUUUGUAAAUAAACAGAAUUAAACUAAAAGAAAAUUUACAUAUAAUUAAUUUAGUGAUUAGUUUACAAAUAGAAAAUUAUUUAAAUAAUUUUGCAAAGUAAUAAUGAGAAUAUUUGUUAAAGAUAGAUUUACAAUAUUUGUAUACAAGAGGAUUGUCUACAUUUUCUCUUAUUAACAAAAUUUGGUAUCUUAUAUGUAAGACUACAUCUACUCAAAUAAGGUAAAAAAGCACAGACAUUUACUAUUAGGUACACGCAGUAUUGAGUGGCAUGAAAAAUUUGAAAAAUUAAAAAACUACAAUUAUAAUUCUACAAAUUAAGUCCAAUUAAUAGUUCGAGACCUCAAGAGGUUAUUUCAAGGUGGGAGAAGUCUAAAUGUGUACGAAAAAUGUGUGUAGAACAAAAGCAUAUAUGUAUGUAUGUGUGCAUGUAAAGUCAGCUAAGCUGUAAUAAAGAAGAAACGAUGGCAAACCAAAUUGUUGGGAAAUUGAAACCAAUAUUUUACAAAAAAAAAUAAUUAUUUCCGGUUUUAUUAGUUUAUACCAUACACAGCAUUUCAAACUUUUAUAGCUGUAGAUCAUAAUAGA
Zeugodacus cucurbitae (melon fly) is the source of this 2445-nucleotide messenger RNA. RefSeq lists its product as uncharacterized. The transcript has 7 exons. NCBI's taxonomy places the organism in Eukaryota, Metazoa, Arthropoda, Insecta, Diptera, Tephritidae. The record is from RefSeq and is a predicted model, not a curated record. The coding region runs from base 528 to 1646 and encodes 372 amino acids.